CCUCCUUUGGCCCCUCUCCGAGCCCGCAGCUACUCGUAGACUCGUCCUCGUCCUUGUCGUCAUCGUCACCAUUGUCGUCGUCGUCUCUUUGUGUACUCUACUGCUUGCCUGCAGUUCGCCUCCCUGCGUAGAGGAACCACCUCACCUUACCUUAGGUACCUUACUCCGUACCAAGCAAGCAAGCAAGCAAUCAAGCAACCAACCUCUGCGACUCCAUCCCUCAGCACCACCAACCAACCUCCGCGCAUCCGUCCGAGCAGCGCGCGCGCGCCCAAGCCAUACACACAUACAUACAUAUCCGCAGCACUAACCCCCCACAGUCACAGCGCAAUGCCCGACGCAACAACGACAACGACGACACCGGCACAGUCGCUGCACCACGGCCUCACGGCCGAGGAAGUCCGCGCCUUGACGGAGAAGAGCCUCGAUGCGCGCGGGAGGGCUUAUUGCCCCUACUCCUCCUUCCGCGUCGGCUGCGCCCUGCUCCUGCACCCCAGCAGCAGCAACCCCCAAACCCCCCCCACCACCACACCGACCAUAAUCCAAGGCGCCAACGUCGAAAACGCCGCCUACCCCGUCGGCACCUGCGCCGAGCGCGUAGCCGUCGGCACGGCAGUCGUGCAAGCCGGGCUGCGGCGCGGCGGCGUCAAGGCCGUGGGCGUCGCGACGGAUAUCCAGGGCUUUGCGAGCCCGUGCGGCAUGUGUCGCCAGUUUUUGAGGGAGUUUUUGGAUCUCGACACGCCCAUCUUCAUGCAUAACCGCGACGGCGAGUACGAGGUGCGCUCGCUGGGCGAGCUGCUGCCUAUGUCGUUUGGACCGGACACGCUGCCCCCUGCACGGGAGAUGGAGCGGAUGAGAGGCGAGGGGGGAAAGGCGUGAUAGGUGCCUACGUACUCCUAGGGGGGCGUGUGUGUGGUUAAUUGUUGGGGGUGUUUGUGGUGCAGGCUUGUUUGGGUAUUGUGUUGAUGUUGUGGAACCGGUAAGGCAGGCUGUCAGUGCCGCUCCGACAAUGGAAGAGCAACGGAGCGGCCUGCUGGUGCGAAGAGGUGCUGGCGUCUGCAGUGGAGCAGGACAAGCGCGAUACCUGCGGGCAUUAAAGCUGGUGGAGUCGAGAGGUCCCCUUCUGCUGCUGCGUGGAGGCAGGGAUACUGUACGAUCACUGUAUGGAGUAUAGGAGCUGUGCGAGCCGCCCGAACAGGAAAGACGGCACUGACGUGCGUGGUUUUGCCCGCUGCGGCUGCGAGCUAUGAUACUGGCACCACUGGCGAGGGCUCGUGUGCCUCCGCUGCUGCGAACUUUGUCCGGGUUUCGUGCUUGUGUCGUUGUCAUGCGGGCUUCACCGUCUUUAG
Messenger RNA from Aplosporella prunicola CBS 121167, 1349 nucleotides. RefSeq lists its product as uncharacterized. Lineage: Eukaryota; Fungi; Ascomycota; Dothideomycetes; Botryosphaeriales; Aplosporellaceae. Gene Ontology annotation, cellular component: cytosol. Bases 331 to 879 code for a protein of 182 amino acids. The transcript is spliced from 3 exons. The record is from RefSeq and is a predicted model, not a curated record. Gene Ontology annotation, molecular function: cytidine deaminase activity; zinc ion binding.